AUGAAAAAGGAUUUAAGUUCUGAAACGUGGAAUGGCAUGAUGAGCAUUGUGCGUGAAGACUUGAAUGGUGAGGAUGUCCGAAAAUGGUAUAACGGCUAUGUAUAUAAUCCACCAGAAUACGUUUAUCAUGCCUUUUGCAUGGGAAUGUUCGUUGUUGCUCGUGAUCGAGGCUAUAACGUACAUGAGGCCGGUAAAGGAAGAUUUGUUAUAAGGAUAGUUCAUAAAUCAGAUGCCGUAAUUGAUAUGGCCAUUGUCAUUGAGUUUAAGGUUGUUGAUGAUAAGGAAAGCUCAGAAAGCGCUAGAUCAAAUUGA
This is a messenger RNA of Funneliformis caledonium, 312 nucleotides long. NCBI's taxonomy places the organism in Eukaryota, Fungi, Glomeromycota, Glomeromycetes, Glomerales, Glomeraceae. The record is from the annotation of a GenBank genome assembly.